Molecule: messenger RNA, 933 nt
Organism: Neospora caninum
Lineage: Eukaryota; Apicomplexa; Conoidasida; Eucoccidiorida; Sarcocystidae
Product: HD domain-containing protein, related
Exons: 3
Coding region: 1-933 (310 amino acids)
Cellular component (GO): cytoplasm
Molecular function (GO): 5'-deoxynucleotidase activity
Source: RefSeq, a predicted model, not a curated record
AUGCCGGCCUCUUCUGCCUCCCCUUCACCUCCUCUCUCCGAGGCAUCCGCGGGCGGAGCCGGCAGCGAGGGGACUUGCUACUGCUCGUUGUUGAAUUUUCUGCUCAUUGUCGGGAAGUUGAAGAAACUGAAAAGGACAGGAUGGAAGCUCUGCGAAGUGCGCGAACCGGAGAGCGUUGCCGAGCACUCGUUUCGAGCGGGAAUUUGCGCCUUCCUGCUUGGGACCGAUCCGCAGUCUGCCAAGUUGAUUCGCGAAAACAAGUUAGACAGAAACAAAUGCAUCAAGAUGGCCCUCGUCCACGACCUCGCCGAGGCUCUCGCCGGCGACAUUACACCGCACUGUGGUGUGUCGGCUGAAGCGAAGAGACAGCGCGAACGCGAGGCGCUGCAGAAAAUCGUACAGCCUCUCCCUGCCUCUGCAGAUUCUCCUUUUCUUUCUUGUGACCGGUGUAGAAGAACAGCCACAAACGAGCAGACUUCCGGCGGGGAAGUGACUCCACCGGUGCUGCCUGUAGGCGAGGAAAUCCUGUCCCUCUGGGAGGAGUAUGAAGAAGGAACUACGGAGGAAGCAAAGUACGUGUUUGACAUUGACAAGUUCGAGAUGAUCCUUCAGGCUUUCGAGUACGAGUCGGAUCCUUCUCAGGCCGGGCCUUCCUGCGGGCCGUUUUACCACAAGGCGCAGGAGGAAGCGGAAGAGAAACAGCAGCCGAGCAAUAAGGAUGCGCACGAGACACCGGCUGUCGCCGACGAGCACGGCCCCCGGAAAAGACGGCGGGUGUAUCUGCCCACGUUUUACCGGUCAACAGAGAACGUGUUUCGCAGUGACCUGUUCAGAGGCCUAGACUUCGUUCUCAGGAACCGACGAGAAACGCUGCCACAGGUGCGGAGGGCCGCAGUGAUGGACGCUCGGGACAAGCAAGAUGCGGAAAAGUGA